This is a messenger RNA of Sinocyclocheilus anshuiensis, 2275 nucleotides long. Its product is annotated as calcium/calmodulin-dependent protein kinase type II delta 2 chain. Lineage: Eukaryota; Metazoa; Chordata; Actinopteri; Cypriniformes; Cyprinidae. The transcript has 19 exons. The record is from RefSeq and is a predicted model, not a curated record. Gene Ontology annotation, biological process: protein phosphorylation. Gene Ontology annotation, molecular function: calcium/calmodulin-dependent protein kinase activity; calmodulin binding; ATP binding. The coding region runs from base 295 to 1776 and encodes 493 amino acids.
AACACGUCCAAGAGAGAGAUGGCAACGUCAACGCGCAUUAUGAUGAGCCCAUGGAACCGUCGGAUGUGAACGCACUUCUUCCUCCCGUUGGUGAUCGACCCCUAUAUAGGUUUACAUAUCUGAUCAUCUGACACUGAUCGGCGCAUCUCUCUUGAAGAGACCAGGCACGAAGCAGAAGCUAAGAAAAAAAAAUCAUUCAAGUGCUCUCCUUUCGGUCUGCAGGAGGGACGGGAGGAGACUGACUGCGCUUCCCCGCAUCAUACUCUUCCUCUCGCUGCUGAUAACCCCAUCACAAUGGCUCUGACCAUCUGCACCAGAUUUACGGACGAAUAUCAGCUUUUUGAAGAGCUCGGAAAGGGUGCAUUCUCUGUUGUGAGGCGAUGUGUGAAGAUAUCAUCCGGCCAAGAGUAUGCGGCCAAAAUCAUCAACACAAAGAAGCUGUCAGCCAGGGAUCACCAGAAGCUGGAGAGAGAGGCAAGGAUUUGCCGUCUCUUGAAACACCCGAAUAUUGUUCGACUCCACGACAGUAUAUCGGAGGAGGGUUUCCAUUACCUAGUUUUUGAUCUGGUUACUGGAGGUGAGCUGUUUGAAGACAUUGUAGCAAGAGAGUACUACAGUGAGGCUGAUGCCAGUCACUGCAUUCAGCAGAUUUUGGAGAGCGUUCAUCACUGCCAUGUUAAUGGGAUCGUCCACAGGGAUCUGAAGCCUGAGAAUUUGCUGUUGGCCAGUAAGAUGAAGGGGGCGGCAGUUAAGCUUGCUGACUUUGGUUUGGCCAUAGAGGUCCAGGGUGAUCAGCAGGCAUGGUUUGGUUUUGCUGGUACUCCAGGGUACCUGUCCCCAGAGGUCUUGAGGAAAGAUCCUUAUGGCAAACCUGUGGACAUGUGGGCCUGCGGUGUGAUUCUCUACAUUCUGCUGGUUGGAUAUCCACCAUUUUGGGAUGAAGACCAGCAUCGCCUCUAUCAGCAGAUUAAGGCUGGUGCAUAUGACUUUCCUUCUCCUGAGUGGGACACAGUGACCCCUGAUGCUAAAGAUCUGAUUAAUAAGAUGUUGACUAUCAAUCCUUCUAAACGCAUCACAGCUGCUGAAGCCCUCAAACACCCUUGGAUCUGCCAACGCUCCACUGUAGCCUCUAUGAUGCACAGACAGGAAACUGUGGAGUGCUUGAAGAAAUUCAAUGCCAGAAGGAAACUCAAGGGUGCAAUUUUGACCACUCUCCUGGUCACAAGAAACUUCUCAGCAGCCAAGAGCUUGUUGAACAAGAAGACAGAUGGUGUGAAGGAGCCACAAACUACCGUGAUCCACAACCCAGUGGACAGAAACAAGGAGUCUACAGAGAGUGCCAACACAACCAUCGAGGACGAGGACAUUAAAGCUCGAAAGCAGGAGAUCAUAAAGGUGACCGAACAGCUGAUUGAAUCCAUCAACAACGGAGACUUUGAGGCUUACGCAAAGAUUUGCGAUCCUGGCCUUACUUCCUUUGAGCCAGAAGCUUUGGGAAAUCUGGUGGAGGGGCAUGACUUCCACCGGUUCUACUUUGAGAACGCACUGUCCAAAGGUAAUAAACCAGUACACACUAUCUUGCUGAACCCCCAUGUGCACCUGAUCGGAGAGGAUGCGGCAUGUAUCGCGUACAUCCGUCUGACCCAGUACAUGGAUGGCAGUGGGAUGCCACGCACCAUGCAGUCAGAGGAGACCCGUGUCUGGCACCGUCGAGAUGGCAAGUGGCUAAACAUACACUUCCAUCGCUCUGGAGCCCCCAGCGUGCCCAUCAUUUAAUGGAAUAUUAGGCUUCAAUUUUUCCCAACUGAGGAGAAACCAUCAGCAAAAACCCAACUGUCUUGUCAGUCAAGCUGGAGGUGUGUCUCCUAAGCCACACCUGCUUUCCAACAACCACGCCCCUCUCCCCUCCCCCUCGAGGGUUGUUUACAUGUUACCGCACAUGGACCAGAGAAUUCAAGCAUUUUGCUAAAGGUCAUCACUUACACCAAAACCCGUGGGCCAUUCGCAUAUAUGGACAGUAUUAAAAGGAGUGUAUUUUUAACGUUCUUUUCUGUUUCUUUUUUUUUUUAAGCUGUUUUGGUAUGCAUUUUAAAUGUAUAGAUAUGUAAAGAGAAUCACCUUUCCCCAAGUCUGUACUGUAUUUUUAUGUCUAUUUAUGUGUGUGCAAUAUAUCAAAUUUUGAAAGAUAAGAAUGUUAAUAUUGAGCUUGCUAUUGUUCUGGUGAUGUACAUACGUCGUGAUCGUUCAGAUAAAAAAAUGAUAAAAUAAAAAUGUU